AUGUCUCUCUCCGCCGCCGCCGCUAGCAAUCGUCCGUACGAUUUGAUCAUCUACGGCGCCACUGGCUUUACGGGUCAAUUGGCAGCAGAGUAUGUGCAAAAGCACUAUCCCACGCUCAAGUUUGCCUUGGCCGGUCGGAAUCGCAGCAAAUUGGAAGUCGUCCGCAAGCAAAUCACUACAGGAAGCAGCAGCAAUAACGAAAAGGAAAUUCCCUUGUUGGUCGCCGACGCCGUGCAAGAUCCCAAAGCCCUGGACGAAUUAGCCCAAUCCACAAAGGUGAUUGCCAAUUACGCCGGAAGCCCCUUUGUCGACAAGGCAUUGCCCGUCGUCGAAGCAUGUGCCAAACACGGAACCUGUUAUACCGAUAUUACCGGAGAACCCAAUUUUCAACGUCUCUCUUACGAUCGCUACCACAAACAAGCGAAGGAAACCGGAGCGCUUAUCGUCCACGCCUGUGGCUACGACUCGAUUCCUUCGGAUAUUGGAGCCAUGUUGGCGGCCGAUGCCAUGAAAGAACGUCAUGGUUGUACCUGCAAAUCGCUCGAAUUGGUAUCUCGAGGAUCCAAAGGAGGCGCUUCCGGUGGUACCAUUCACACCGGAUUGUCCAUGAUUUUUGGGGGCAAGACGGUUCCCGGCAUGAACGAAGUCAAAGCCCGAGGCGCCUACGGAUUGGACCCCGAAGGAGCCACGGGAGGUCCCGAUACAUCCGAUACCGUUUCCUUUGUCACAUACGAUAGUGUGGCACGCACGUAUGUCAUUCCCUUUAUCAUGGCCGGUGCCAAUGCUCCCGUCGUGCGCAAAACCAAUGCUCUUUGGGGAUAUCGAUACGGCAAGCAGUGCACGUACCGCGAAGUCCAGGCCGUGCCCAGUUUGAUUUCUGGCUUGGCUGGAAUGGUUGGAUUCGGACUGUUUGGAGUUCUCUUGGCGUUUCCACCCACUCGGUGGCUAUUGACCAAUUACGUCCUACCCAAACCGGGAGAAGGACCCAGCCAACAAGCGCGCGACACCGGAUUCUUUUCCUCCAAAAUCUAUGCCGUGGGAGAACAGGACCAACUGGUCGUGGCGUAUGUCAAGAGUGGCACGGCCGGAGAUCCCGGAUACAAAGCCACGGCGCAAAUGAGUAUCGAAGCCAGUCUCGCCAUGGCACUCGAACGAGAAAAAUGCGCCACCCAAGGAGGAGUUCUCACCACGGCCACGGCAUUGGGCAUGACACUGGUCGACAGACUCAACAAGACGGGUAUGCAGUUGGGAGUGGAGGAAUAA
Seminavis robusta is the source of this 1263-nucleotide messenger RNA. Lineage: Eukaryota; Bacillariophyta; Bacillariophyceae; Naviculales; Naviculaceae. The record is from the annotation of a GenBank genome assembly.